This is a messenger RNA of Diprion similis, 1200 nucleotides long. RefSeq names its product cyclic GMP-AMP synthase-like (gene cGlr1). The transcript is spliced from 9 exons. The record is from RefSeq and is a predicted model, not a curated record. NCBI's taxonomy places the organism in Eukaryota, Metazoa, Arthropoda, Insecta, Hymenoptera, Diprionidae. The coding region runs from base 1 to 1200 and encodes 399 amino acids.
AUGGAGAAAAUAAAUUACGAUAAAAGGUUCAAAUCGAGUUGCGUUUUUAAUCAAUCAAAUAAGCAAUUUGUCUCACUGGAAAAAAAACAAGCACGGCAGUACAACAAGCACCUACAAAAGGUUUUGAACGCAUUCAUAAGAAAAGCGAUGGAAAUUGAUCCCUUAUUCAACGCCUGUUAUAGACAGACUGACUAUGUAGGAAGUUACUAUCAAGGUCUCAAAGUAGGCGUACCAGAUGAAUAUGAUUUGAAUAUCAUUUUAAAACUACCGAUUUCAUACGAAGACUUGACGAUUUUAAUUGCUUCCGAGAAGCCAGGAUACAUAAAAAUUGGAACAAAGUCUGAUAUUUUACCAAAUUUACAAAAACAUGAUAGAUGGCCAGAGUAUAAGCGCAUGCUCAAAUGGCUUGACGAAUCAAAUAUGUGUCUUGAUCAAAACAAGUUCCGUCAGUGGUUUGAAUCACUUGUGGUCAGGACUUUUCAAGAAUUUCAGCCCAUUGAUGAAGAUGAUUACACAUCAAUAUCAGUUACAAAAAAAUACGUGCUGCGUCACAAGAAAAGUGGGCCAGCGCUAACUUUGAAGAUAGAUGUAUCUCACCAGUACAGCAUAGAUGUGGAUCUCGUUCCGGUACUUCAAUUUCAAACUGCACUUCCUUCGCCGUUUAGGGAUCAUACUUAUACGAAACAGAGAUGGUUGGCCAUAGCGAAACCGUUGGAGUGCCCCAAUGAUAAUAUACUGUGGAGACCAAGUUACUAUGAAAGAGAACGAAAAAUUUUGAAGAGGAACGGCCAAUUGAAACCAAUCAUAAGGCAAAUGAAGAAAUUUCGGGAUACACAAGAAUUCAAGAGCAUUGCCAGUUACCAUAUUACAACUCUGUUCCUUUGGGAAUUAGAGGAACAAAGUUAUAACCAACAGUUACAAAGACUGCCACCCACAUUUUUAUUUUACCAUAUGUUGAAAAGAUUUCAAGAAGCCUGCGAGAAGCGAGAAAUACGCAAUUUUUGGUAUCCAAAAAAUAAUCUACUGUGCAAUAUUGCCGAAACAAAAUUAUCACAUAUCAAUUACAAAUUGAUUGACAUUAUAAAACAGAUCGAAGAACAAAUUGAAACUAACAAGUAUAUCAUUGCAGAAUAUGUAUUGAACGAUGAUGAAGUGAAGCGCUUGAAAUCGCUUCCAUCAAUUGGAAGAGUAUCGCGCUAA